ACUUCAUUCAAGAAAAAAUACAAAAAAGAAAAAGGAGAAAAAUGCAGAGCUUUACUUCGCCUUCGCCUUCGCCUCCUCCUCCUCCAUAUCCGCAGCUCUCCAAAGCUUCCUUCACCCUUCAACCCAGCAAGCUGCUGCUCGCCUUCCGCCGCUCGCUCUCCUCCCCAUACCCCUCCUCCCUCGACCCCACAUACCCGGGGAAGCAGCGGCGCCGGCAGCUCAUCGUCACCCAGGACGGCCGGAAAGGCCACGCCGCCGAUGGGAGGGUCGAUGGCAGGGGGAAGAAGGAUAAUGUGUGGAGCAUCGAUAACGAGCUCGCCGAGAAGGAGAGGGAGAGGGAGAAGUCCAGGCAUCGGGGGAGGAGGAAAGGUCGCCGAGUCGUGCGGGGGAAGCGGGGAAUGGACGGUAGAGUCAUGGUGUCCGGUGCCAUGCUCAUGGAAGUCGAGUCUGUGCUACAAACUCAGGAGCCAGUGAUAAAACCAGCAUGGACCACAUUUGCAAGCAGCGUUAGUGGGAUUUGGAAGGGCGUCGGAGCAAUAUUUUCACCCAUCACUGCUGAAAUGGAGCCACUAGAAAUUGGAAAUAAGAAUGAGAGACUGUAUGACUGUUAUACCAUGUCUUGCUGUAAGGCUGUGUCAGACCCAUCAGAGGGAGGACUAGCAUCGCAGAUACACAGGAAGAUAAACUGGGUGACCCUAAAUCCUUAUGGUGAGAUAUCGCAGCAAAAUGGCACAAAUAAUAGCGGUGGUUAUAAGAAUGGAGGUGCAUCUUUGUCAAAGGGAAGGAUGAAGAGGGAAGGUGUAGGGAAAUCCACUCUUCCAAAAUUUGAUUCUUUUGACUUUGGAGUGAGUGACGUGAUGGAGGAGGAUGUCAUGGGCAAUGAGCCAGGCCUUGUUUUCUUUGAGGAUGGAUCUUACUCUAGGGGUCCAGUUGAUAUUCCAGUUGGGGAGACUGAUGAUUCCAAAUAUUAUGUAACGCCCACCUUGAAAUUUGAACAAUGUUUGGUUAAGGGCUGCCACAAGAGACUACGAAUAGUCCAUACUAUUGAAUUCAACAAUGGUGGUGCUGACAUUCAGAUAAUGAGAGUUGCAGUUUAUGAGGAGGAGUGGGUCAGUCCAUCAAAUCUUCAGGUCCAGAGUGCCUUGGGCAGCAAUCUCGAGUUCAAUGCAGAGCCAUUCUCACAACGGAAGAGGACGCAGCCGUCGGAUCUCAUCGGGUCUUGGAAGGUGUUUGAAGUGAGCACUACUCCCAUAUAUGGUGAGGACGAGACCGUGACUGAGGAACAGGCGAAUGGGACUCCGUACGUGUACCUCUGCACAGAGACCCUGAAGAAGAGGAGCCUUCCCGAGAAUCUAGUCUGUUUUGGGGAGGAGGAGAUGGUGGACAUGAGAGACGUGACCAUCCUGUGGCUGCCUGGAGGUGUCACGGGAUACGUAGACAUCAACAAAGAGGGAAUCCUCUGCGUCGGGGUGGGGUGGUACUCCGAGGAAGGGAUGAAUCUCGUAAUGGAGAGGGAUUACGGAUUGGACGGGAAGCUUAGGGAGGUGAGAUGGAAAACUGAGGUGAAGAGGAGGUGGUCCAAUCCAAUGUGAAUAAAACUGUAUUUCUUGUCUACGUUAUGUUAGUACAAAGUAAUCACUGAGAUUGUAUCUUAUUACGGAUUAGAGAGAUUUGCAGUGCCUUUGUUAUCAAGAAUUUCGUAGGUGAUCGUUCCCUGCGCAAUGUAAAUUAGGAACUGGACUACGUAAGGUGAUAACUUACUCAACAUAUGGAUGGUGAAUAAAAUGGAUUUUUUCCUGUCUAA
Molecule: messenger RNA, 1804 nt
Organism: Punica granatum (pomegranate)
Lineage: Eukaryota; Viridiplantae; Streptophyta; Magnoliopsida; Myrtales; Lythraceae
Source: RefSeq, a predicted model, not a curated record